UAAUUUCACACACACACACUCAUUAAAGAUUUGCCCCUGUCACCAACUAUUUAAUCCCAUCAAAAUCAAAAUGGCGUCUUCUCUCUCUACCAAACCUUUUCUCGGCGGACCUUUAUCUUCCGACGAACCUUCACGUCUCGGUUCCCUCCUCCAUUCCGAUCUCCGUCCUGCAUCUGUCCAAUUCUCCCCCACGCGCCGUUCACGUGCCAAAACUCUCGAGAUAAAGGCGGCUGGAAGCUCAUACGGAGAAUUCUUUCGUGUUACAACCUUUGGUGAAUCUCAUGGUGGAGGAGUCGGUUGCGUGAUUGAUGGAUGCCCUCCACGUCUUCCACUUUCCGAGGCUGAUAUUCAAGGAGAUCUUGACAGAAGGAGGCCAGGUCAAAGCCGAAUCACUACACCUAGGAAAGAAACUGACACAGCUACUAUAUAUUCUGGUGUUGCUGAAGGUUUUACUACUGGAACUCCUAUCAAAAUCGAAGUACCCAAUACAGACCAAAGGGGAAAAGAUUACAGUGAAAUGUCAAUGGCUUAUAGACCUUCUCAUGCUGAUGCAACUUAUGACUUCAAGUAUGGUACAAGAUCAGUUGAGGGUGGUGGACGAUCAUCAGCUAGAGAGACAAUUGGGAGAGUCGCCGCUGGUGCUGUUGCCAAGAAAAUCCUCAAGUUAUAUUCAGGAACUGAGAUUCUUGCCUACGUCUCUCAAGUUCACAAGGUUGUACUUCCAGAGGGCUUAGUGGAUCAUGAAACGUUUACCCUUGAUCAAGUAGAAAGCAACAUCGUUAGGUGCCCAAAUCCCGAGUAUGCAGAAAAGAUGAUUGCUGCCAUUGACGAGGUCCGGGUGAGAGGUGAUUCUGUUGGUGGUGUUGUUACAUGUAUUGUCAGAAAUGUCCCACGUGGACUUGGCUCACCAGUUUUUGACAAACUUGAAGCUGAGUUGGCUAAGGCGGCUUUGUCAUUACCUGCAACAAAGGGCUUUGAGUUUGGCAGUGGAUUUGCAGGUACCUUUUUGACUGGUAGUGAGCAUAAUGAUGAGUUUUUCACGGAUGAACUUGGGCGGGUCAGAACAAGAACAAACCGAUCAGGUGGAAUACAGGGUGGGAUAUCUAACGGAGAGACCAUAAACAUGAGAAUAGCUUUCAAACCUACAUCUACAAUCAGUAGGAAGCAAAAUACAGUGACCAGAGAUAAAAAGGAAACAGAACUUAUCGCUCGUGGCCGACAUGAUCCCUGUGUUGUUCCAAGAGCGGUUGUCAUGGUGGAAGCGUCAGUGGCCUUAGUCCUGAUGAAUCAGUUACUUGCACAACACGCUCAGUGUCAGUUAUUCCCCAUCAAUCCUGAUUUCCAAGAGCCAUUGCACCAAAGUUAAACGGAGUAGCAUUUCGUUUACACACUCACAAAACUUGACCCAGAAUUGCAGAUACCCUUUAAAAAGAGGCAAGUUCAUAUACUCUUUUGCAACCUUUUAUUGAUUUGUGACAAUAGAUGGCUAUCUUUGUUAGUUACAACACAUGUAAUUGAUGGUCACUGGUAAGUAGACCUGGAUGGGUAUUAUUUUUGGCUUCUAUUAUAUUUUGGUUUGUUUCCCCCAGAAUAGUCUGGAAUUUUGCAAUAAAUAAGAGUGAUUUAUUAUUGUUC
Messenger RNA from Erigeron canadensis, 1635 nucleotides. Its product is annotated as chorismate synthase 1, chloroplastic. NCBI's taxonomy places the organism in Eukaryota, Viridiplantae, Streptophyta, Magnoliopsida, Asterales, Asteraceae. The record is from RefSeq and is a predicted model, not a curated record. Gene Ontology annotation, biological process: chorismate biosynthetic process; aromatic amino acid biosynthetic process. The transcript is spliced from 12 exons. The coding region runs from base 71 to 1366 and encodes 431 amino acids. Gene Ontology annotation, cellular component: cytosol. Gene Ontology annotation, molecular function: FMN binding; chorismate synthase activity.